AUGAUUAAAACACCUGUAUCUAUUUUGCAAGAAAUGAUGGUAAAAAAACAAACAGUGCCUGAUUAUGAACUUAUACAUGAUGGAGGUGGUACACAUAUGAAUACUUUUACCUAUCGAGUAUCAUGUGAUGGCCUUAGUGCUAUUGGUAUUGGACGUUCUAAAAAAGAUGCAAAACAUGAAGCUGCAAAAGCAAUGUUAGAAGCUAUAGCAGCCCAUAGAGGUUAUCUACAACUCCCUGCAUCACCGUCACAAUCACCUCAAAGAACACCUUUACCUCCAGUAAUUCCAGAAACACAAAGGCUUCCUCCUGAUGUACCAUUUGUUAAUGCAGUAGGAGCUUUAAAAGAGGUAUGUGGUGAAAACAAUUUACAAGAACCUGAAUACAUACAAAUUAGUGAUGUUGGACCACCUCAUGCAAAAAUUUUUACACUUCAAUGUAAAGUAGCAAAUUUUAAAGAAUUUGGUAUUGCAAAAACAAAGAAGCAGGCUAAACAGGAAGCUGCAAAAAAGAUGUUGCAUAAAAUAACAGACUUGGUAGCUGAAUCACAAGAUCGUCAAGAUCCGUUCAAUUUAGAGUUUGAGAAAAAUGAAGAGGAAAGUACUAGUAAUAAUAUGGCAAAAGCCCUUUAUCCAUCACUGUCAAACUUACCUUUACAAACAAAAGUUAAUUUAGGUUAUAAGUUGGUGGACUAUCAUUGUAAAAUUAAGGACUCUUUUAAUGUGGAUAUGUUGGACGAUUUUAUUGAUAAGUUACAAUGCCUUAAUACCCAAUACGAAUUAGUAAGACACAGUAAUGUUUCAGAGGAAUUUGUUCAACAGUUUCUAUUGAGUCUGAAAACUCUUUUGUUAACUAUGGAGCUAAAUGUAGCCAUUAUACCUUUACGAUGUAAGGAUAACAAUAAUUAUGUAAUAGCUGCAAGACUUACUACUUCCCCUGAGAUUGUACAACUUGCAUUAGGAGCAACAGAAACAGAAGCAAAAUUAAAUGCACUAGUGAAAGUGAUUAAGUAUGUGUUAUUUUUUAUCAGUAAAGAACAGAUUGUAGAAGCACAAAGUAAAGAAAGUGGAGAUAAACAGUUAGUAGACACCAUUUUACAUUCAGAGUAA
Dufourea novaeangliae is the source of this 1107-nucleotide messenger RNA. Its product is annotated as interferon-inducible double-stranded RNA-dependent protein kinase activator A homolog. Bases 1 to 1107 code for a protein of 368 amino acids. The transcript is spliced from 2 exons. The record is from RefSeq and is a predicted model, not a curated record. NCBI's taxonomy places the organism in Eukaryota, Metazoa, Arthropoda, Insecta, Hymenoptera, Halictidae.